AUGGAUUUCUUUGCCAGGAGGAAACCCAGACCGCGUCAGUCGUCUGUGUCAGGUCGUGACUCGAGGACGAUCACGCACACUUAUCGGAAGAGCGAAGCCUCUUUUGCAUCGGGCAGGCGCAGUCCGACAGGUUCUGAGCUUGGUCACCCGGUCUCACCAUCGAAUACGAUACUACGAGCUAACCACAUCUCAAACACGGAAUAUGACAGGCCACCCCGCUUCUCCAGUGCGACAGCCCACUCAGACAGUCAUUCGACUCACCUAUCUCAAAUGUUUCACAAGCAGCACGGCGACGAGUUUGAAUUUCCGCGACCCGAAAGAGACGAAGAUAUUGAGGCUCUUUUCUCUUAUGUAGCGGAAAUGCGGGACCUAUCCAACGUUGAUCUUAACCUCACCAUUGAGCAGAAAUGGAAAAUGGUUUACGCUGCAGAGCAGAUCCGGUGGCAACAGGAGAAAAACAGAGAGGAACAGGCCAGGAAGCAGGGCGAGACAGGCGGCGCUGGUCUGACCGGCGAUGGGUCUCCUCAAUGGUAUAUCAGGAAAUUUAUGGAUGGUACCAUUACACCGAAGGAGGCGUCGAGUGUCUGGGUGUCUUUGAGGGGACACGAAAAUAGCUGGCUUGAAUCCUUUCUCUUAUGGCGAGGUACCGCGGUUCUGGCACAAGCCUUAACACAGAUCAGUCGUAAGAAGGAAAACAGGAAUGCUACCGACAUCGCCCUAGAACAUGAAAUUGCCAAGUGUCUUAAAGUGAUAUUCAACAACAAUGUCAGGGUUCGGGAAGCUGUUAAAAGCCCGGGCAUCGUAACUCAAGUCAUCUCCUCACUCAAUUCCCCGAGCCUGUCUACUCGUCGAACUAUAACUGAAGUUAUUCUGUCUAUCGUUCACUGCAGCGAAGAUUCGUUGGACCACGUCAUCAAUGGGUUCAAAUCACUUAGUGAAAGCCAAUCUACUGCACAGCCGGCAGGAUGUUAUGAGUACUGGUUUUCCUCUUUACGAACUGCCCUUCAAGGGAGAGGUAAAAUGGGUAGCCUUGUUGGCGCGAGCGACGAGAUUAGGAAGACCAGCGGAAGCGACACGGCGUUGACUGAUUAUGCGCUCUGCAGUGUGGCCCUUAUCGUGCAAAUAUUGCACACUAUCAAGGAUUUCGAUCUCAGAAUAGACCACCGGUCGCGUAUGGAUUCAUCUGGACUUCAGUCUAUCAUUACACUCUGCCGUGAGCUUGAAGUCGUUGGUAUAAACAAACAGCUCAAUGACCUCGAACGCCUUUUGGCGGAGGACGAGUCGCGGCUCCGCGAACGUGAGGACGAAAGAGUAUUGCGCGACUUUGCCAACGCAGAGGAUAUCUGGAAGGCUUUACGGGCUCGUACAGUUGGCUCUCGUGCAGAGGACCAUUUUCUUUCAAUUCUCCGCCAUUUAUUAUUAAUCCAAGAAGAGGAUUCCCAGCUGGUACACUAUUACCAACUGUUGGAUCUAGUCGUAACGGAUGUAGUAAUGGACCACAAGCUUGGAACUGCUGAGCAAAGGUUGGGACAUUCGGUGAGAAAGCUGAUCGCACAAUUGAACGAAGUUGACCGGCUGCAAAUGGCCGAGGACGAUGCUGCGAAGGCUCGUUCACAGGCACUUCAGCUCAAAAUGGAGAAAGAAGCCUUGGAGGAGGAGAUAUCACAGGGUUUUGACGGUCUGGUUGGACAACUCAAGGAGAAGGUGGCCCACCUCGAACAGAAACUCAAUACUGCACGUGACACGACGGUGCGCCUCCAAAACCAGCUUGAGGCACAGAAAACUGGAUACGAAGAGAGAAUAGCACAAUUGGAAGCCCAAAUCAUGGAAUUGUUUAGGAUGUUAAAGGAGGUCGGGAAGGAUGCUGAAGAGAUCAUCGAAGCAAACUCCGGUUCCAUGGACCGCAAAACACUCAUCGAGACUCUCAACAAACAUUUUGAAAGAACCAAGACCAUUGGUAUUCUGGAAGGCCGCGAGCGAAGGAACAAGAAACGUGGCGGCGGAGGUGAGGAUGGGUCUGACGACUCUGGGAAGGAAUCUUCGAAGUCCACACCUCAAAAGGCGGAUGGAAAGCGACGGAGUUACACUGCCGACAGAAAUCCCAGUGGUUCGACGAAAUCUCCCAACCAUUCGAGUUCCCCAAUUGAGCGGGAGUCCCAGUUUAUGGAUGCCGACGAGGCAGAUGUCCAACAGCAGAUUAAACACCAGCUAGUUGCAGGCGCCAACAUCCUCUCUCCGGAAGACGGGCAUAUGGCAAGCCCUCGCACUAUUCGAGGCUCUCCAAUGCGCGCCAACCGGCCUGUACCCAGUGAUGCAGCGUUAUUACCUCGCUCAGUCCGUUCGCCCGACCUAUUGUCCUCUGGGCUCGAUCAUUCAUUUGAGAAGCAUAAUGCUGACUCGGACAUCCACAACGACCAACAUAGUCUUCCGAACGGAUCAGAGCAGUCGGUGCGAGGUGGUUUCAAUGUUACUCUCCACGAGGCUUCAGCCCCAUUGGUUGGUUCCUUCAAUCCAGAAGCCGCACCUUCUGGUCCACAACCGUUAACCUUUACGGAGCAGCUUGCACAGCGCCUCCAUUCGCACGGACGUGCACCGUCAUUACCUACGGCAAGCUCGACGCCAAUCCUGGCCCUCCCAAUGCUCUCUGAAGAGACUGACCCUGCCAUCCCUGCGCCUCCACCUGUCCUGUCCCCUCCACUACGAGAAUCAUGUGAAGAUGCAUCACAACCGUUGUCCCCGCCGCCGCCGCCGCCGCCACCACCACCACCACCACCACCACCACCGCCUCCUCCAAGUCACCUAGGAAAUCGUCCUACGGCUUCGUCUCUCCCUCCACCACCUCCACCACCACCUCCGCCGCCGCCGCCAGCGAAGGGUGUUGCAUCCGCCCCUAACUCUACACGAGCGUCGAUGUUACUGAGUGCGGGUCUGAGCGUAAUGGUCUCAGCACGGAAAGAUAUGCCGUUUACUCCAAAUACUAAAAUGAAACAACUGCAAUGGGAUAAACUAGCUCAGCCGCAGGUGGCAAAAACACUUUGGAGUGAUGAAGACACGAAAAAGGAACAAGAGAUCCUUGCUAAGCUACAAGCAGAUGGUGUUUGGGUUGAAAUGGAGGAAGAUUUCAAAGCUAAGCAACUCAUGAUCAAUUUACUGGCCCGACAAAAACAGGCUGAGCUGAAAAGUGUGCUUGAUCCUCAAACGAAGAAACGCGUUGAGAUCCUUAUCCAACGCGUGAAGAAGCUCGAACCAGAGGAAAUUGCCCGGAAGAUACGCCAGUUUGAUCAAGACAUGUGCACUGAAGUCUUCCUCCGUGAACUCAAGCCAGUACUUCCAACCCCAGAACAGGUGGGCAAGCUCAAUGUGUACCGUAAUGCAGAACCAGAGGAGUUGGCAGGCUUGCAUGGCUCGGAUCGUCUCAUGGUCAAGCUCAUCCAGAUUAAGCGGCUUGGCCCUCGGAUUGAAGGAAUGCUGUACAAGUGCAAAUUCGAGGAACAGUGGUCGUUACUAGAUGAUGGCACACGAAAGGUUGCCGAAGCCUGCGAUGUCUUGAUGCGUGCCAAACACUUCAAAGAAGUGUUGAAUCUCAUCCUCAUGAUCGGAAACUACAUGAAUGGUACUGGGAUCAAGGGCGGGGCAUGCUGGCUGAGUGACAAGCAGCUUGUGGACACAAAAUCCGUUAACAAUACGACCCUUCUGCAUUUCCUGGAGCGCACUAUACAAAAACAUUUCCCUCACAUGGACGAAUUUUUGGAUGAGCUCUCUAAACCCGCUGAGGCUUAUAGAGUGAACAUGCAGGAUGUACGGAAAGACUUGGGCGCGCUUCGCGAGGGAUUGAAACGCAUCCGUCAAGAACUCAACGAUUACUACAGUGACAUCGACCAAAACGACGGCUUCAGUCGGCAGAUGUGGCAAUUCGUUGGAAGGGCCGGCUCCAAACUAGAAGACCUCACUGAUGACGUCUCUCAUACUGAAACGAGCCUCGCCGAAGUCAUUCGCUAUUACGGAGAAGACGAGAAAAACAUAUCGUCAACCGAGUUCUUUGCAAUAUUUAAGACUUUUGUUACCUCAUUCAAGAAAUGCAAGACAGAGAAUCGUAGCGCGGCGGAGGAGAAGCAAGCCACAGAGAGACGAAAGCAGGCCAUGGCGGAGUCAAGGAUACAGCGAGCAAAUGUCCAACGAUCGGUUGCUGACGAAGAGGAUAAUGCCGUGCUAGAUAACUUGCUCGACAAACUGCGAAAUGGUGACUCGAUCGUGCGCAAGGACCGUAAAAAUCGCAGACCAGACGCCAGACUUGCACUCCCUCUUCUCGACACAAGUACAGUUUCCGACAAAGCCAAAGGCAUGUUAGCACAACUGAAAGCCGAUGGUUUUGAUGCUUCGUUGCCUGCUUCUCCCAAUUUCACUGCUCCAAGGAGACGCGCGCGGAAACGAAUCCCAGAGACGCUGAGCGAAGCUGGGGAACCUCAAACUGAUCUGACACUGGCUGUCAAUACCCGACCAAGUACACCAGAAUUGACACUGGACACCGGAUCGGACACCACCUUUACUUAAUACGUUACAUGUUUUUUUCUUAUUUAUACUGUACUUUCGAAGUUCUGUGUACGCUGAAUCUGCAUUAUCAACGUGGAUUAUUCACCGGUGACAUAUUCGCCCCGUCAACCAGCCUUCAGGUAACCGCGGUUUUUACAACACUCAUCGCACUUCGGUUUAGUACUAUCAACUUUCCUAGUACCCACUCACUUUACAGUGAUCUAGGCCAAUAUUAGUCAAAUCAUAAGCGGGGAGGCAACUUGUAUUUUAUUGCGCACCGAUGCUGCUAAUGCUUGGGUCAGGGUUGCCCCACCAGUACGGAAAAUUGAUGAUAUUUCCGCCGGC
Pisolithus orientalis is the source of this 4875-nucleotide messenger RNA. RefSeq lists its product as uncharacterized. NCBI's taxonomy places the organism in Eukaryota, Fungi, Basidiomycota, Agaricomycetes, Boletales, Pisolithaceae. The transcript has 14 exons. Bases 1 to 4551 code for a protein of 1516 amino acids. Gene Ontology annotation, biological process: actin filament bundle assembly; mitotic actomyosin contractile ring assembly; barbed-end actin filament capping. The record is from RefSeq and is a predicted model, not a curated record. Gene Ontology annotation, molecular function: small GTPase binding; actin binding. Gene Ontology annotation, cellular component: cell division site; mating projection tip.